This is a messenger RNA of Sitodiplosis mosellana (orange wheat blossom midge), 655 nucleotides long. Its product is annotated as dynein light chain Tctex-type protein 2B-like. NCBI's taxonomy places the organism in Eukaryota, Metazoa, Arthropoda, Insecta, Diptera, Cecidomyiidae. The record is from RefSeq and is a predicted model, not a curated record. The transcript is spliced from 3 exons. Gene Ontology annotation, cellular component: cytoplasm; cytoplasmic dynein complex. Gene Ontology annotation, molecular function: dynein intermediate chain binding. Gene Ontology annotation, biological process: microtubule-based movement. The coding region runs from base 206 to 643 and encodes 145 amino acids.
GUCACAAAGUUUGACAUUUUUGACAGGUAUUUGAGAUUGUGACAAACGACCGAAGCGUUUUGAUUACAUUCGUUUACGGCUUAAAAAAGAAUACCGUGACCAUAACAAUCGAACCAACAAACGAGAUUAUUCUCAAAAUUUAACCAAAAAUAACAUUGCUUUGAAAAAAAGGGAUAGUUUAAUUACUUAAAAAAUCGUUUGUGAUAUGGUAGCCAUGUCUCAGUUAAAGAAAGACACAAAUCCGGAUGAAAAUCAAAUCACAACCGAGAAUCGAAGAAGCAACGAAUCAACUAGCCAAUAUCAAAUUCGUCCUAGUAUUGGAAAAUCAUUCCCAAUCACUGGAAUACGAGAAAUUAUUAAUGAAGUUUUGCUGCAAAUACUUGAUGGAAAAGAAUACUCCAACAAGGAGGUAUCGGAUUGGUGUCGACAAAUAGUGAAUGAAAUUAACCGGCGCAUAAAGGACCUCGAAAUUCCACGCUACAAACAUAUUGUACAAAUUAUGUUGGCUGAACAAACGGGAGCUGGAUGCAGAUAUAUCGCGAGAUGCCAUUGGGAUGCCAGUUGUGAUAGCAAAAUAUCCGAACAUUACAAAUCGGAAACCAUAAUUUGCAUUGUUACUGUAUUUGGAGUUUAUCAAUAUUAACGAAAUAUUUAG